Molecule: messenger RNA, 1689 nt
Organism: Naegleria lovaniensis
Lineage: Eukaryota; Heterolobosea; Eutetramitea; Acrasida; Naegleriidae
Exons: 1
Coding region: 1-1689 (562 amino acids)
Cellular component (GO): cytoplasm
Molecular function (GO): ornithine decarboxylase activity
Source: RefSeq, a predicted model, not a curated record
AUGAGUGUUGUUUUUCAAACUACCCCACCACAAGCACAAUUAGAGGUUCAUCCGCCAUCACUUGUACUCGUAUUUCCAAGAGAAGAUCCAACAACAGUCAAUACCCGUGUUGUUGAGAAUUAUCUUUUGGAGGAGUUUGAAAACACACAUACUACUUCUGCUGAAACUAGUUCAAAGAUCAUCGUUAGAUCCCUCGAUGAUGAAUUUUCCAAGAUUGAAUUAAUUCAACAAUCCUUUGAUGAUGAAGAAGAGAACCAUGUCAUCUCAUAUGAAGACAUUAACGACACUCAAUAUUACCACCAAAGCCGUGCGGUAAAGGCUUUUAAACCUAUCAUGGAACAGUACUUUGAGGCAGAGUACUUUCCAACUUUUGAUGAAAAGACUCAACAACCUGUUACUCUGAAAGAAAUUGUUAGAGACGUUUGUUCAGACAUUGAAGAAGGUCAACAACAUUUGAUUGACUUGUCUCAUGUCGUCAGACAAGUUGAGAGAUGGAGAAAGGCUUUCCCUCGUGUGAAUCCAUACUAUGCUGUGAAGUGCAACCCACAAACCGGUAUUAUUAAGAUCAUGUACAUGAUGGGUUGUGGAUUUGACUGUGCCAGCUUGAGCGAGAUUCAACAAGUUUCUCAAGCAUGCAGAGAGGUUGAUGAAUGGCUACAAGCUCAUCCAGAGCAUUAUGAAACUUUGGCCUACAUCAACAAGGUUGACUCAAUUUUGGUCAAGUCAAAGAAAUUCUCUCCAUCCACUGACAUUAUCUUUGCCAACCCUUGCAAACAACUCUCUCAUGUGAGACAUGCAAGAGAUAGUGGAGUCGAAUGGACCACUAUUGACUCUGUCAUUGAGAUUGAAAAAUUGAGCAAGAAUUGGAAGCAUGCUAAAGGAGUGAUCAGAAUCAAGACAGCUGACUCCAACUCUGCCUUUGCUUUUUCUGGCAAGUUUGGUGUGUCUGUCAACAAGGCAAGAGAGCUCUUUGUUGCUGCCAAGGAACACAAUGUCGAGUUGUGUGGCGUCUCCUUCCAUGUUGGUUCUGGCUGUCGUGACGUUCAAGCAUACGUCCAAGCUGUUAAGGACGCAAGAAUUAUCUUUGACAUGGCUGAACAAUUUGGAUUCCAGUUCAAUUUGUUGGAUAUUGGUGGAGGAUUCUUGGGAGGUAUAAAUGAAAAGCCAUCAGUUGAGGAUGUAGCUUCCAAUGUUGCACAUCUUAUCGACGAGUUAUUCCCACCUCAUGUCCAAGUAAUAUCUGAGCCUGGUAGAUACAUUGCUACUGCAACAUCCACAUUGGUUUGUAGCAUCUUCACAAAGAAGGAUCUUCGUGAAGAGAAUGAGUUGUAUUAUCAACAACUUGCUGAACAAAUUGGUGAUGAGAAUGUAGUAAGAGACAAGGACGACUUUAUUUAUUAUGUGAAUGACGGCAUUUAUGGCUCUUUCAACAAUAUUUACUUUGAUGCCUACAAGCCAACGUUCAACACUACCAAGACUCCUGAGGAAAUGGGAACAAAGAGAUUCAAAUCCACCGUAUUUGGCCCAACUUGCGACUGUUUAGAUGUAAUUGCCAAGAAUUAUGAGUUGCCUGAGAUGAACACUGGAGAUUAUUUCUACUUUCCAAAUUUCGGUGCUUAUACUACAUCUGCAAGCUCUAGCUUUAACGGUUUCAAAGCAAGCAACUUUUAUUACAUUUAUAGAAAUUAG